This is a messenger RNA of Terrapene triunguis (Three-toed box turtle), 384 nucleotides long. Its product is annotated as ly6/PLAUR domain-containing protein 2-like. The record is from RefSeq and is a predicted model, not a curated record. The transcript is spliced from 3 exons. The coding region runs from base 1 to 384 and encodes 127 amino acids. Gene Ontology annotation, molecular function: acetylcholine receptor inhibitor activity. NCBI's taxonomy places the organism in Eukaryota, Metazoa, Chordata, Testudines, Emydidae.
AUGAAGGCGCUUCUGUCUGUUCUGCUGGCUGCGGUUGUGUGCAUGGAGCUAGCCCACGCCUUGCAGUGUUACACAUGCCUGGAGCCGAUGAGCGCCCCCCUGUGCAUGACCAUCAGCAACUGCUCCACGAAUGACAUCGUGUGCAAGACAGUCAUGUACUCCCUAGAGGAAGUUUUCCCCUUCAUGGGCGACUCAACCGUCGUCAAGGGGUGCGCUCAGAAAUGCAUCCCGUCCGACGUGGAUGAAAUCGGGAACUCUCGCCCCACCUUCUGCUGUAACUCUGACUUGUGCAACGUGGAUGGGGCGGUCAGCAUACAAAUCAGCUUCGUGGUGAUGGGGAUUUCAGCCAGUUUCCUCUGCGUCCUCCUCAGGACUGGGCUGUGA